AUGAGGAGCAGCAGUUUGCUGCUGAGGAGAUCUCUUAUAUUGAAGGUCAUACCUGAAAAAGUAUGGGGUUGUGGGUCUUCCUUAAGAGUGUUGGAUAUAAGUAGAAAUUCUAUUCAUGAAAUUCCUUCUCAGAUUGGUUCUUUAAACUCAAUCCAGGUAUACGCUUUAGUAUAUACUAUUGGUUUUAUUCGAUUUGAAGGGGAUUGUAAUUUUAUUAUGUUUGUAAUUUUUCGUGCUAUAUGUAUCUUGUGCAGUUUAACUUCAUUACCGUCUUGAUUGGGUGGUUUGGUCUCUCUAACAUAACUUCAUGUUGCAAACAACAAGCUGACUAAUUUUCCACGUCUGGAAAUCUUGAAAGUAAAUAACAACAGGAUAAGCUCAGUUCCGUCGAAUAUAGGGAAUUGUGUCUCCCUUGUCGAGGUGGGGUUGAUCUCAAAUCUCUUGGUAGACUUGCCUGACACAGUUGGGAGUUUACGGAAUCUUGAGGCUCUGCAUCUGAGUAAUAAUGGCCUCAAAUCCCUUCAUUCGAUGCUAUUCAAACUGUGCACCCAGCUCACUACUCUUGAUCUUCAUAAUACAGAAAUCACAAUUGAUAUUCUCAAUCAGUUUGAAGGGUGGGAAAGUUUUGAUGAGCGUCAUAGAUUAAAGCAUCAGAAGCAACUAGAUUUUAGAGUUGGAAGUUCUGGUGUGUUUGAUGAAUGUGCUGAUAAAGAUUAA
This is a messenger RNA of Papaver somniferum (opium poppy), 717 nucleotides long. RefSeq names its product plant intracellular Ras-group-related LRR protein 8-like. The record is from RefSeq and is a predicted model, not a curated record. Gene Ontology annotation, molecular function: protein binding. The transcript is spliced from 5 exons. Lineage: Eukaryota; Viridiplantae; Streptophyta; Magnoliopsida; Ranunculales; Papaveraceae.